UGCCUGUUAAUGUUGCCAUGCCUAUUCGAACGUAAAGCAGUUUGUCCGACGUGCAAGUGACUAUCACUAGAUAGCUAGUUAGCUAGCAAAGGCCCGAACUGAAUAAUUUUAGCAGUAGACGAUGAAAUUGGGAAUAUACAACAAGACAGUCUGCUUAUAGUCCGUAUAAAAGUCGUUGUAACGAUGAUUAUAGACAAUGUUGACGCCUUGAAGUCGUGGCUUGCGAAACUCCUGGAACCAAUAUGUGAUGCUGACCCCUCUGCGUUAGCCAACUACGUGGUGGCUCUAGUGAAGAAAGACAAACCUGAGAAAGAGCUGAAAGCCCUCUGUGCUGAUCAACUGGAUGUGUUCCUUCAGCAAGAAACCUCCGGUUUUGUUGACAAACUCUUUGAAAGUUUAGUCACAAAAAAUUACAUUGUGAAGCCUCAGAUGAAAGAGCCUCCCAAAGAUGAGCCUAAACCAGUGGUGCAGAAGCCAGACGAGAAGGAGAAAAACAAGGAAGAGGAGGCAAAUCACGCAGAGGACGGAGGUGAAGUCAGGAGGCGGAGGAGCCCACUGAGGAACCGCCCAGAUUUUAAUGAGUCAAGGAGCCGAGAUGACCGUCGACGAGGCGUGGAUUGGAAGCGGCGAGACCUGGACCGCCACGGGAAGAGCGGUGAGUCGUACCGGGAGCGACACGAGAGGCGGCGGGGGAGCUCCCGUGGGCGCAGUCGGAGCAGGAGCCGCAGCAGAAGCCGGAGCACAAGCAGGAGUCGCAGCGGGAGCAGAGGACGCGCCAGAGAACACUGGUCCAAAUUUGAGCAGGAGAGGAAGGAGCAGGCCGCUUACAACGCCGCCAACGCCGCAGCCGCCGCCGCCGCCGCCGCUGCCGCCCCCAUGGGGAACCCCCCUCCUCCUCCACCCUUCAUGCUCUCCAUGAAUCCCCCUCCGCACCAGUUCUCCUCCUCUUCCUCAAGAGGCCCGCCGGUCCCCAGCUCCGUCGCUAUGGCAACGUCGGCUCGUCAGCCCGACAACACGACAGAGAGCUGGUCCAGUUUCUACCGGAGUCAAGACAAGAGCAAGUCGGUGGACGCCAGCCCCUCCAAGAAGCAGCGCUGCAGGGACUACGACGAGAAAGGCUUCUGCGUUUCUGGUGACCGCUGUCCAUUCGACCAUGGAAACGACCCUCUGAUUGUGGACGACAGCAUUCUGCCCACCAUGAUUCCGUUCCCGCCCCCUCCGCCGGGCAUGCCACCCCCCCGCAUGCCCAUGCCCCCCAUGACUGAGCCCCCACCCAGCAUCCGGAUGCCACCACCAUCACACAUACAGCCUCCCAUCCCAGGGAUCUUUCCCAUGCCUGAUUCGUACGACUCGGAGGCGUAUAACCCGGAGUCGCCGGGCCUCACCAGCCGACCACAGUACCGGCAGUUCAUCCCGCGGAUCCAGACUCAGAGACCUUAUCUCAUAGGACUGACCUCCAAUGAAGGCCAGGGUUCCCGAGGUACCGAAUCCGCAAACAUAGUGAUCAAGACGGAGCCCUCGGUGACGAGCGCGUCCACCAGCGAGUCCUGGUUUGGCUCCGACGCUGAGAGCAGGAAGAGGCCUGUGAGCUCCACAGAUGGCCCUCAUCCCAAGAAGCCCUGGAUGGACAAGUCAAACUUCAACUCGCAGCAUAAGCCCAACUUCCCCAAGAAAAAUCACUACGUUAACACCAAACUGGAGGUCCGCAAGAUCCCACGGGACCUCAACAAUAUCACUAAGUUAAAUGAGCACUUCAGCAAGUUUGGGACUAUUGUAAAUAUUCAGGUCAUGUUUGGGGGUGACCCGGAGGCCGCCCUGAUCCAGUACACUUCCAACGAGGAGGCCCGGUCAGCCAUCUCCAGCAUCGAAGCCGUGCUCAACAACCGCUUCAUCCGGGUGUACUGGCACCGCGAGCCCACCGGGGGGCAGCAGGAGCAGGGCCAAGGCAAUAGCCAGGGCACCAGUCUCGCUACGCAGCACACCACCACACACAAGCAGCACAACCCAGGGGCCUAUGUGCUGAAUAAGAACUUCCCCAAACCCCGGGCAGAGCUGCCUACUGUGACCCAGGGAGCAUCUGACCCGAAGGGUACUAGCCCAGAGCUGCCCACAGCUGCUAUGUCUGCAGGGGGAAGUCAUAUGAAAGGGCCAUACACACGCACCGUUCUCAAGCCGUCCUCAAAGUCCCUGGGGAAGACAGCCAAAGCCCUUCAAGCGCAGGAGGUCUUGAAGAAGAAGCAGGAAGCAAUGAAGUUGCAACAAGGGAUGCGAAAAAAGAAACAGGAGAUUCUGGAGAUGCAGAUUGAGUGCCAGAAGGUGCUGAUCGCGCGACUGGAGACGAACCGGACGAUGAAGCCGGAGGAGCGGGCCAACAUUAUUAAGACACUGAACGGCCUGUCCGAGAUGAUCUCAGCGCUACAGACGGAGAUCGUGGCCCUGCAGCGGCCCACAGCCGUGGUACCGGCAGCCAACAAAGACAACAACAACAGCAGCAGCAGCAGCAGCAACAACAACCAGUCAAAGAACAAAACUGACGCCCAGAAGGAGCUGCUAGACGCAGAGCUGGACAUCCACAUGAAACUAGGCUCCGGAGAGGACACGGCCACACUAAAGAGGAAGCUGGCAGAGCUGCAUGCCGAGGCGACGCGUAUGGGACUGAUCCCGGCUACAGCUACCGCUGUGGCUAUGGCUGCAGCUGCGGCGCGGCCAACAUUGACUCCUCCAACUCGUGGGCGCGGCGGGAGAGGCAGAGGCAGAGGUCGCGGAGGGGGCCGGGGAGGCGGCAACAACAUGUCGGUGGAUCACCGGCCGCGGGGCCUCAUCAUUCAUGGAGUCACGAAGGAGGAGAAGGAAGAACUGAGGCCACACUUCAUGAAAUUUGGUGAGGUGGAGGAUUUCCGCGAUCAGGAUGCCACCAGUGUUGUCAUGACCUUCAGGUCGCGGAUCGAGGCGGAGAAUGCUGCCAAUCAAGGAGCCAAGUUUAAGGGCAGGUUUCUGGAGAUCUCCUGGUACGCACCCAAACUGCCGUCCGUUUCCUCUGAGCCGUCAGAGGAGGAUCCGAAGGAGGAGGCCAAAACAGAACAUGUUAGCUCCUCCCUGCUCGCUGAAGAUGAAGAGGAGGAGGAGGAUGAUGAGGAUGAGGACGAAGAUGGGGAAAGCCGCUCAUGGAGAAGAUGGAAUAAAUAAAUUUAUGUGGCUUUUUAUCUUUAAUUUUAUUUUCAGAGGGGGGGAGGGGAUAGGAUACUAACUUUGAAAACAAAGCUGUCAGGUCAUACUCUUAUAUCUAAACAAGUAUUCAUUGACUAAAGGAAAAACAUCUUUUGUUGAGGGUAGAGGUGUCUUACUUGAAGAUUACCCACUGCAAGAGCAACCACACCAUUUUGAUAUCUGCGUAAUUAGUCCCUCGUGUCUGUGCAGACAGACCAGUUUGAAACAUUAGGAACACAAACUGCUCUAGGCUUCACGUUGAGUACAGUGCAGUGCUAUGUCACAAGAUUUGUGACUCAAAAUUGAUUUUUCUUUCUUCUUCCUUACAUUUCUUCAGUGUUUGCACCUGCUCCAAACUAUCUUAACGUUUUAGUGAGCUAGCAGGUGAGCACUUCCUCUGACAACAUACUGAUUAGCAUUGAAGGCAAAACUUAAAUGUGGCAUUGAAAAUCAAGUCAGAUGAGUCUAGAUUACUACUCAAACUAUAUGCUUGAAUACCCACCUCCCCUAUUAUCAUUGCAGUUACCCCCUAAUGCUUGUUGUGCCACUCUAUGUAAAUACAGUAUCCAUGGUAACUGAGGCACAGCUAGCUGUGCUGUAAAGUGUUGAAAGGAAUCCCUAACUUGCAUUCUGUCGUCCCAUACCAAAGAAAUCUUUGGAACAGGAUGGGUAGAAGACAUUGUUUUCAAUUGUUGACUUGUGUAUAGUGCUGUUAUGAAUGUAUGGUUUUGGUUUUACAUUAUUUCGCCUUACAUGAUCAGCUGACUGCUGGAUUUGUACAAGAUUCAUGCCUCUUUUUUGUUGAGCUUUUGUGUAAAUUUUGUACAUGUUGUGAUUUGGAAUGACUGUUCAUACCUUUUUAUUACAUGGUAGCCAUUUCAAUGUAGAAGUUGUUGGGGACUAAAUGGUUUCCUAUUGGUUUUUUUUUUUUGUGUGAUUUUAAUUUUUUUUAAGUUUGAGGAAAAGUAUACUGUCCCUUUCUAAAUUUCUUAUUUAUAGCAGCUUAUUUAAAACUCCACCAUCCUAUCAGUAACGGUUAUAUCCAUGCAUUUCCAAAUAAUAAUUUACCCCCCUAUUAAUGCCUGUCUGUGAUGGAGACAUAUGUUUUUGUUAUGGCUCUAGGUUUUUCUGCCUCCCAUGGUUCUCAUUCCCUUAUUUUGAAAUACCCUUGGUAUAGAGGGCUAUCCAUUAUGCCCAGUGUGAAUGUGCAAGCCUGAUGAAAUAUCUAUAUUUUUGUUAUUAGUACUUACAUAUUGUAUUUAACAAUGUAACAAGAUAAUGAUGAUAUAUGGUUAGGUCAUAUCAUUCACCAGCCCUUUCCUGUAUCUCCCUCGAUUUCAUAGGAGUGAGAUUUAUCUGUAAUUAGGAUGGCCUGCUUUUUGUACCCUUUUAUGUCAUUGUACAUGACUUCAGGAUGGAAAAAUUACAUUUUUUUCUGAGAAAUUUGUGAACUCAGAAAAAAAUUAUAUGUUGCUAUGAUAUUAAUAGCAGGACUAUUUCAGUGGGAAAAGAUUCAAAAAUAUUGAUCUGAUAUUCUUUAUUUUUGAAACAUUGUGCUAUACCAUGAUUUGGUGGCACGGUGCAUAAAACAUUUAGUGAGAAGGUUUGAAAUAUUACUGUUUAUAUAUUGCAGAAUAUGUGGAUGUAUUUUAAGUUUUGUUUGUAAAUGAUUUUUUAAUUUGCAUGUUUGGUUACCAAUAAAGAAGAAGGAAUGGUUUUAUUAUGAAGAAUACAACAAACACAGAAGAAAGAAAAACCAAUUGGGCCUAAAGAAAUUAUCAAAAAAAAAAAAAAGAAUCUCAACAUCUUAACAAGAAAAAAAUCAAAAAAACUUACACCAUUCCAGUAAUGAUACCUGAA
This is a messenger RNA of Clupea harengus (Atlantic herring), 5067 nucleotides long. It is a transcript of the gene rbm27, whose product is annotated as RNA binding motif protein 27. Gene Ontology annotation, cellular component: nucleus. Lineage: Eukaryota; Metazoa; Chordata; Actinopteri; Clupeiformes; Clupeidae. Gene Ontology annotation, molecular function: metal ion binding; RNA binding. The record is from RefSeq and is a predicted model, not a curated record.